AUGGGCCAGACUCAGAAGUCAGUCACGCCCAAAGAGCAGUGUGCCACUGAUGUGCGAGUCACCAAGACCAAACGCCACAAGCUUGAAAAGCAGAUGAAACAGGGUACGGAGCGACAAUUCGCACGCUCAACGCCUCUAUCCCGCAAGACUCGGAGGCCCAACAGGGUUAAUGACCAGGAUGAUACAGAUACAGAAAAGUCUGAAGGCGAAUACCAAAAGAGACUCGAAGAAGAGCAACUGGUGCCAGUCCCAAAUAGAAAUUGGACCAAACCCUCCUUCCCUAACCAAGAGAUCAUGCCUCAAGUUAUUCGAGAUGGUGUUUCGGAGCAUGCCAUCAAACCCACCGUUGCCACUUUUGAGAAGAAAUCAGCUGCUGGUCACGGAUUCACAUUUGAGGAUAACGACUCAAAUCAAAAGUACAACUGGGACGUGGACUGGAGUGCAAGUCCUUCUCUGGGCAAACGCGAGACACGUGCUGUGGCCUCGGAACUGAAGCAUAGAGGCAUCAAGACCGAGAGACAAUACAGCAAUUUUUGGUACAAUCUCACGAUGAAGCUAUCAUCGAUCGCAGGCUCCCCUGUCCCGCUCUUUACCGCAAAGAAGAAGGCACUGGAGACUUUUGUGGAGGAGGCGAUGCGCAAUGCUGAUGACAGACGAAAGCGAAAGGCCCGGAAGAAUGCUGUUACGAAUAAGCCGCAUAAACGCGAGAAGAAAAAGCACAAGACAAAGGAUCGUCGACAAGGUGUUGAAGAAGCAUUUUUAGAUGCCAGCGAUACGAAUAAGGAAAAGUGUCAGAAGAAGUCAAAGAAGCUUCCUCAAGGUGUGGAUGCAUUCCUGAUCCCUGGCGAUACCGACGAGGAAGGCAAGUCAUCAUCCGAGGAAUCCGAUUCCGAUUACGAUGGAGAAGAUUUGAUGGCCAAAGUGCGAGCGGAUAUUGACAGGCAGCGAAGGAUGUCCGGAGGUGGAACAAGCUGUGGGUAUCGAAAGGGGGAUCUUUAA
This is a messenger RNA of Fusarium graminearum PH-1, 999 nucleotides long. RefSeq lists its product as uncharacterized. Bases 1 to 999 code for a protein of 332 amino acids. NCBI's taxonomy places the organism in Eukaryota, Fungi, Ascomycota, Sordariomycetes, Hypocreales, Nectriaceae. The transcript has a single exon. The record is from RefSeq and is a predicted model, not a curated record.